GGUCGCAGCUCAGAGAGUUGGUGUUGCCAAAGUUCAAGGAGAAUGAGCGAGGCAAGGGCAUUCGUUCAUUUAGCAGUUCUGUCAUGUUUUGGCUCGAGGGCAAGGAGAGGAACAGGUUCCUCACAGGGUUUUAUAGGGUUUUAAUGGGGACGUGGCAGAAGAGACAUCAACAGUUAAUGAAAUAAAGGUAGUUUCACUCGGUGGUAGCGGUCAAGUAGAAAAUGAAAACAGCGUGAGGUGAUAAGGAUUGGUCAGGCUGGAUUUGGCAGAAGCGGCUGCAGUGAGGGAGCGAGCUGGGUCAGGUCGCGCAGAACUUUGAGGGUCUGCCGUGGAGUUCGGAGUCUGAGCGUGCUGAGGUGCUUUUGGAAUCCUUGAGCAAUAUAGUGAGCUAAGCUAAUACACAUUUGGGAAAAGAUAACUCGGAGUUAUUUGGAGAUCAGACUACCUGUGGUGCCUUAAAAGAAUAAGGCGAGAGGACAAUGGGAAGACAGCACAGGAAGGAAGUGAUCGUAUCUUGGGUUAGGAUAGAAGCAGUGAAAUCUCGAAUAUUCGGUAACAGUUCAUUUCUAAAACUGUUUAUACUAUGUAUGUUGCAUGCCAUGAAUGUUUGUAGGCGUGGGGUUUCCUGCCCUCGAACGCUUAGGUUCUACCCAGAUGUAUAAUUUGGAAACAGAAUGACAAAAGGACACCGGCAGCUCCCAGAACUUUUCCUAGCUUGCUUUUAGGCUUUCCAAACGUUGCCCUUUGUAGGCUUAUUGGUGGAGAUUUCUGUAAGUGCAAAGCACCGCUGGAGGGACCGUGCAUAAUAGCGUUUGGUAAAUACUGCUUCCUCCAAGUCACUACUGUUGAACAUUUCGGCACCUCUUCCGUUUGCUCUUAUUAUAUCUCGUCCUUGGGUUAACAUGACAGCUUUAGCCGAACUCAGAGCAGAAACCGUGUUUGUCUUGUCAGCUGAUGUCUUCUCAGCACCUAGUAAAGUACUUGGCAUGCAUUAAGUACUUAGGAAGUAUUUGUUGAAGGAAUGAAUGAACGGUUCUUGUUAGCUUUCAAAAAGUAAGAAAGAAAGAAAACAUACUACUGUUAAAUGUAGAGUCCAAGGUUUUCAUGUGAACUUAAUGUAGUCUCCGUGAAGUGGGGGAGUGAGACGACCUUACAUGUCAUAAUAAUCAGGUUGCAUGUUAUUGCACAUUCUGCAGGGUGGUGUGUUUUUAUGGAUAUGUUCUCUUUUAGUCCUCACAUCAGCCAUGUAAGGUUUUCCUGGCAAGACUUCAUUGAAGUUACUGUACAAGGAAAGACUUAAUAACUAAAGAAAAAAGAGUGAGCCGUGAUGAUAACUGGAGGAAGAGAAUGCCAGCUUGUGAGAGUAGAGAGUGCAAAUGCCCUGAGGUAUUACUGAUUUUCCCAGAAUGUUUUGUGAAACUUCUCAGAGGCUAGUGAAUGUGGAGGCCUUUGCUCUGGCUGCAAAAUGUUGUUCUAUACAAAACUUGGGAAUCUGCACUCCUUUAGAACAGCUGCUCAUAGCUCUUCGAGGAAAUAAAAGACAGAGGACUGGUAUGUGCAUUUGUGUAUGUGAAAAUCUGAAGCCAAAUGAGUUUAUGAAUACGAAAAAAUCUCAUGAAGUUCAGACAAUGUCAGAGCUAAUCUGCAGUAUUGCUGAUUACUGUGGAAUAAAACAAGUGAUUGACUUGGGUUCUGGUAAAGGCUACCUAAGCUCCUUUUUGUCCUUGAAGUAUGGCUUAAAUGUUUAUGGAAUUGAUUCCUCAAAUAGCAAUACCCAUGGAGCUAAGGAGAGGAACAGGAAACUAAAGAAACAUUGGAAACUGUACCGUACUCAAUCAAGAGUAGAUGCGAAUGGUGGACUGGCAUUAAAAAUGGCAAAAGAAAAAAAAGUGCAAAAUGAAAUGAAAUACAAAGCAGAUACUGAGAAAGUGUGUAACAACAAUUCUGCAAAACAAGAAAAGGUGUCUACCUCAGACUUUUUGCCAGGUCACUCGGGCUCUGUAAUUUCUGACAUCAGAAUACAAAUGGAAAACCUACAAACUCAACCGUAUGAAGAAGAAAAUUUGUGUUUUGUGAAUGCUUUUUCUCUCAUAGACUUUUUGCCUGUUGAUGCUGUAGAGCCUAUUUCUUCACUGCAGAUACCCAACGCAGAAAUGUCUGAAGCAGCUAGAGGGAGAAGAAGAAUGGUACCACAGUCAAAUGAAUCAAAUAUAUAUUCACCGUUAACCUCUUUUAUCACUGCUGAUUCGGAACUACAUGAUAUUAUUAAAGAUCUGGAGGAUUGUUUAAUGGUGGGUCUACAUACCUGUGGUGAUCUUGCUCCAAAUACCCUGAGAAUAUUUACUUCCAAGUCCGAAAUCAAGGGAGUGUGCAGUGUGGGUUGUUGCUACCACCUGUUAUCUGAAGAGUUUGAAAAUGAGCAUAAAGAAUGUACUGAAGAAAAAUGGGGAUUUCCAAUGUGCCAGUAUUUAAAGGAAGAGAGAUGGUGCUGUGGUCAUAAUGCCAGAAUGUCAGCAUGUUUGGCCUUGGAGCGGGUUGCAAUUGGCCAAGGGCUAUCUACUGAAUCGCUGUUCUAUCGUGCAGUUCUUCAAGAUAUUAUUAAAGAUUGUUAUGGCAUCACCAAAUGCAAUCAGCAUGUUGGUAAAAUUUAUUCCAAAUGCUCUUCCUUUCUGGAUUAUGUCAGAAAGUCUCUAAAGAAGCUUGGAUUAGAUGAGACCAAGCUGCCAGAAAACACUAUACUGGACUACUAUGAGAAGUAUAAGCCUAGAAGGAAUGAGCUGGAAGCUUUUAAUAUGUUAAAAGUUGUUUUGGCUCCUUGUGUAGAGACAUUGAUUCUUCUGGAUCGACUUUGCUACCUGAAAGAGCAGGAAGAUAUUGCAUGGUCUGCGCUUGUGAAGUUGUUUGAUCCUGUGAAGUCUCCCAGAUGUUACGCUAUUAUCGCUCUGAAGAAGCAGCAGUGAUUUCAGUUAAAGCAGAUUAAAGUUGUAUCUGUUGACGGGACUUGUUACUAAAACUGCUUUUCUAAACAUUUAUGUCCUUUUAUGUAAAAAUUUUAAUAAUUGCUGUGUAUUUUAAGUAAACAAAAUAAAGCCAAACAACAGAGAUCAUAA
This is a messenger RNA of Chinchilla lanigera (long-tailed chinchilla), 3110 nucleotides long. It is a transcript of the gene Mettl25, whose product is annotated as methyltransferase like 25. The coding region runs from base 1407 to 2960 and encodes 517 amino acids. The transcript has 13 exons. Lineage: Eukaryota; Metazoa; Chordata; Mammalia; Rodentia; Chinchillidae. The record is from RefSeq and is a predicted model, not a curated record.